GUUGGAGAAGGUGCUCUGAGCAGGGUCUGGGCUGUGUUGGUUGGGGAGAGGUCUGGCUCUCCUUCAAAGCCCAUGCGGGAAGAACAACCCCAUGACUGGUUGGGGGCUGGUGACUCAGCUUAGGGGUCACCCACAUGGCUUGACCUAUGACCUUUCAUCUCAGUGGCCUGUGCAUGUGCCCCCAAUGCCGAGAAGAUUGGCAUUGGCAACUCCACAGGAACUGCUCAGCUGUGUGGGUGCUGGGGGCCUGGCUGAUGCUCAGGCGUGGCUCUGGGGCCCAGCCGUGGCAGAGAUGCGCUUGGUGUGUCUCCACGCCACAGACAGACCUGGGUUCCACCGGUCUCUGCCUCUUGACCUCGGUUUCUCCUUUGGGGCUCAUGCUCUCAUGGGAAGGCCAGGUGUAGUAAGGGUUAAUGAGCUCACGCCCCUGCAGGCUCAGUGCGCAGUAGGCACGGGGCACACGGUGAGGUGAGCGCUGUGCCAGCUCCGUGUCGGAUCCGGGCUUCCCGCCUGCUGUGUACCAGGCUCAGAUCUGCCAAAAGCGCAGGGGGCGCUGCCUUGGGCCUGCUCAGCCGCCCCGGGGAGCCGGCUGCGGGCCAAUCUGCCCAGGCUGUCUCUCAGUGCGAGAUGGGUCUCACGUCUCUGUGUGCGGCUCCCGAGUCUCUGUCCUCAUGUCUGAGUCUGCGUGUCCUCGUGCGUGUCUGUCCCUGUGUCUGAGUCUCCGUGGACCUGUGGCUGCCUCUGUCCCCGAGUCCCUGUCCGGGUCUGCGGUUCUGAGCCUCGCUGCCCGUCUCCGUACGUGUGCCUUGGUCCCGUGUCUGUCCCCAUCCAGUGUGGGGCCCUGGGCGAGGUGACACACCCUCCCUGCGGGCCCCCUCCUCCAGCCAGCAGAGCCCCUCCCCCUCCGGAGCCGCAGCCUCCUCCCCUCCCCCAGCUCUGGCUGCCGCUCACUUGGCUGCUGCGUCUGGUCUGGUCUGGCGUCUGCAGAGGAGAAGGAGCCACCGCCUGCCGCCGCGCCCACACCAUCCAGACCCUUGCAGGUCCUGGGCUGAGGCCAGUGGCCCCUGCCACACCCGCUCUGCCCCUGCCCUGCCGCCGGCUGCAGUGGGCCGGGUGCCGUGGCCCCAGCCCGCAAGGAGGUUGCGGAGGUGCCGUGCCCGGCGCUUUGCAGGACAGCGGCAUGGAGUCCCUCUUCCCCGCCCCGUUCUGGGAGGUCCUCUACGGUGGCCACCUUCAGGACAACCUGUCCCUGCUGAACCCCAACCACAGCCUGCUGCCGCCCCAUCUGCUGCUCAACGCCAGCCACGGCGCCUUCCUGCCGCUCGGGCUCAAGGUCACCAUCGUGGGGCUGUACCUGGCCGUGUGUGUUGGGGGGCUGCUGGGGAACUGCCUCGUCAUGUAUGUCAUCCUCAGGCACACCAAGAUGAAGACAGCCACCAACAUCUACAUCUUUAACCUGGCCCUGGCAGACACCCUGGUCUUGCUGACGCUGCCUUUCCAGGGCACAGACAUCCUCCUGGGCUUCUGGCCAUUUGGGAAUGCCCUGUGCAAGACGGUCAUUGCCAUCGACUACUACAACAUGUUCACCAGCACCUUCACGCUGACCGCCAUGAGCGUGGACCGCUACGUAGCCAUCUGCCACCCCAUCCGCGCCCUUGAUGUCCGGACGUCCAGCAAAGCCCAGGCCGUGAACGUGGCCAUCUGGGCCCUGGCCUCCGUGGUCGGCGUCCCCGUUGCCAUCAUGGGCUCGGCACAGGUGGAGGACGAAGAGAUCGAGUGCCUGGUGGAGAUCCCCACCCCGCAGGACUACUGGGGGCCCGUGUUCGCCGUCUGCAUCUUCCUCUUCUCCUUCAUCAUCCCCGUGCUCAUCAUCUCCGUCUGCUACAGCCUCAUGAUCCGGCGGCUGCGUGGCGUGCGGCUGCUCUCGGGCUCCCGUGAGAAGGACCGGAACCUGCGGCGCAUCACGCGGCUGGUGCUGGUGGUGGUGGCCGUGUUUGUGGGCUGCUGGACGCCCGUGCAGGUCUUCGUGCUGGUCCAGGGGCUGGGCGUUCAGCCGGGCAGCGAGACCGCCGUGGCCAUUCUGCGUUUCUGCACCGCCCUGGGCUACGUCAACAGCUGCCUCAACCCCGUCCUCUACGCCUUCCUGGACGAGAACUUCAAGGCCUGCUUCCGAAAGUUCUGCUGCGCGUCUGCCCUGCGCCGGGAAACGCAGGUGUCUGACCGCGUGCGCAGCGUUGCCAAGGAUGUGGCCCUGGCCUGCAAGACCUCCGAGACUGUACCGCGGCCGGCAUGACUAGGCGUGGACCUGCCCAUGGCGCCUGUCAGCCCACAGAGCCCGUCGACGCCCAACACGGAGCUCACGCAGGUCACUGCCCUCUAGGCUGACGCAGCCUGAGCCCUCAGACCGGAGCCUUGAGUGGGCUUUCUUCCCCUUUGGCCCAGGGACACUCGGUCCCGUGACAUCACGGGACAGGCCACAGCAUGAGGGCUGCCUCCGCGGCCCCGGUCAGAUUAAAGCUCCCCCCACCCCCACCCCCC
Molecule: messenger RNA, 2538 nt
Organism: Microcebus murinus (gray mouse lemur)
Lineage: Eukaryota; Metazoa; Chordata; Mammalia; Primates; Cheirogaleidae
Gene: OPRL1
Product: opioid related nociceptin receptor 1
Biological process (GO): neuropeptide signaling pathway; sensory perception of pain
Cellular component (GO): plasma membrane; neuron projection
Molecular function (GO): nociceptin receptor activity; neuropeptide binding
Source: RefSeq, a predicted model, not a curated record